AUGUACAUCACGUGGACCUUGUCCAACUUGUGCCAAAACAAGAACCCUUACCCUCCCGUGAAAGCCGUGAAGCAGAUGUUGCCUGUCCUGUCCCACCUUCUGAAGCACCAAGACAGCGAAGUUCUCUCAGACACCUGCUGGGCCCUGUCCUACCUCACUGAUGGCACCAAUGAGUGCAUCAGCCAAGUGGUCAACACGGGGGUCCUGCCCAGGCUGGUCCAGCUCAUGAGCAGCUCGGAGCUCAAUGUCUUGACCCCCUCCCUCCACACCAUGGGGAACAUCGUCACAGGAACAGAUCACCAGACCCAGGUGGCCAUCGACGUGGGCAUGCUGACCGUGCUGCCCCAGCUCUUGAUGCACCCCAAGUCCUCCAUCCAGGAGGCAGCUUGGGCCUUGAGCAACGUGGCUGCAGGGCCUUGCCAGCACAUCCAGCGGCUGAUUGCUUGCGGCAUGCUGCCUCCCUUGGUGGCUCUACUAAAAAAUGGAGAAUUUAAAGUCCAGAAAGAGGCUGUUUGGACCAUGGCUAACUUCACAACUGGAGGCACCAUAGACCAGUUGAUCCAGCUUGUCCACUCUGGCGUCCUGGAACCACUGGUGAAUCUGCUUACCACCCAAGACACCAAAAUUGUUAAAAUCAUCCUUGAUGUUCUCUCUUUUAUCCUCCAGGCAGCAGAGCAGCUUUCAGAGAAGGAAAACCUGUGUCUUCUGAUUGAAGAAAUGGGUGGCAUUGAUAAAAUUGAGGCUUUGCAACUUCACGAGAACCCGCAGGUUGCCCUGAUGGCUUUGAACAUUAUCGAGAACCAUUUUUCUGAGGGAGAAGAAAGUGGCAUAAUAUUACCAGCCCUGGAUCAAGAUCAUGAAUUCUUAAAUGGCUUAACAAAAAAAUACCAAGGCCCCCUUAUUCCUAAACCAAGGAGCAAACCCUAA
This is a messenger RNA of Lontra canadensis (Northern American river otter), 927 nucleotides long. Its product is annotated as importin subunit alpha-8-like. Bases 1 to 927 code for a protein of 308 amino acids. Gene Ontology annotation, molecular function: protein binding; nuclear import signal receptor activity. Gene Ontology annotation, biological process: NLS-bearing protein import into nucleus. NCBI's taxonomy places the organism in Eukaryota, Metazoa, Chordata, Mammalia, Carnivora, Mustelidae. The transcript has a single exon. Gene Ontology annotation, cellular component: nucleus. The record is from RefSeq and is a predicted model, not a curated record.